This is a messenger RNA of Argentina anserina (silverweed cinquefoil), 2009 nucleotides long. Its product is annotated as protein root UVB sensitive 5. The record is from RefSeq and is a predicted model, not a curated record. The coding region runs from base 56 to 1543 and encodes 495 amino acids. Lineage: Eukaryota; Viridiplantae; Streptophyta; Magnoliopsida; Rosales; Rosaceae. The transcript is spliced from 15 exons.
AUAAAAGAAACGAAGAAGACGAACACGAUUCAACAUCUCCAGUCAGUUCAAUUCAAUGCCUUAUUGUACUCUACAGCUCUCGCUUCCCAUUUAUGCUUUGAAUUCUUCUAGAAGGACUCCCAAUUUCAGACCUUGCUUCUCUCGAACCGCGUGCUCAUCCUCUAACUCUUCUCAUUACGAAGACGACGAUGCCGGUAACGGCGGGAACCGAGACCAGCCACAUCUGAUAUUGGUGGAGAGAUAUGGAAAUGGCACUGCUAAGAGGUAUGUGGUAGGUGAUGAAUUGCAGGUAGACACAUUUGUCGAGGAACCUAGUUCAAAUCCUACUACCUCCCGCAGCUCACAUUUCUCCAAUGCUGAAUUAUUGUGGCUUCCGGCUAUUGUUAAAGAUUUCAUCUUUCCUGCAGGCUUCCCAGGAUCAGUUUCUGAUGAUUAUCUACUGUACAUGUUGUUACAGUUCCCUACCAAUGUUACUGCAUGGAUAUGUCAGACUUUAGUCACUUCAAGUCUACUAAAGGCUGUUGGUGUUGGCUCCUUUUCUGGCAGUACUGCUGCUGCUUCAGCUGCUGCUAUCAGAUGGGUUUCAAAAGAUGGAAUAGGAGCUGUUGGACGCUUGUUUAUCGGUGGGCGAUUUGGGAAUCUUUUUGAUGAUGAUCCAAAGCAGUGGCGCUUAUAUGCAGACUUCAUUGGCAGUGCAGGAAGCAUUUUCGAUCUUACUACACCAUUGUAUCCUGCCUUUUUCCUGCCGUUGGCAUCUCUCGGAAAUCUCACUAAGGCUGUUGCCAGAGGACUAAAAGAUCCUUCAUUCCGAGUGAUUCAAAGUCAUUUUGCCAUUUCGGGAAAUCUGGGAGAUGUAGCAGCAAAGGAAGAAGUUUGGGAAGUAACUGCUCAGCUGCUUGGCCUUGGUUUGGGCAUACUGUUCCUGGAUACACCUGGCCUUGUCAAAUCAUACUCAACUUUGGUGACUACAUGGAUAGUCAUGCGGCUUCUGCACCUCUGGUUGCGCUAUCUAUCACUAUCAGUUCUCCAAUUUGACUCAAUAAAUCUUAAGCGUGCUUGUAUAUUGGUAAAGUCACACAUAUUAUACUCUACUGUUCCUGGUAUCAUGAGUUGCAAUAAGGAAGAGAACAUAUUAUUGUGGCCAAGAUUUAUGACACCCCGAAUAACAUUUGGUGUGCCCUUGGAAGAGAUGAUUGUUGGGGAGAAAGCUGCUCCAAUGGUUAAGGCACUUCUGAAACUAUAUUCAAAAGAGAAGUAUAUCCUUGUAGUGAACCAACAAAGAAGUGACUUUGAGGUAUUUGUGUCAUUUAAGGUAGGAGCUACAAGUAUGUCCGUCCUACGAAGUGUAUGGCAAGCGUAUUGGUUACAUGAGAACUGGAAUAGCUCAUGCAUGACACUUGAACAGCUUUCUCAAAGCCAUUUGGAGAUGGAAGAUAGGUUUGAGGACUUCAUCUUACAGUUGAAUAGAAUUGGCUGGGAUACACUUCAAAUUAACUUGAAGGUCCCCAAGGAAAUUUCCCUCGAUGAAAUGAUACCCAUUUGAAUAUCAUAUAUGGUUUAUCACAAUGUUUCUGAUGCCAUUUGUUCUUGGUCUUAAGUUGGUUGAUCUGCAAAUGGCAUCAUGAUGGCAUUUGGAUAUUCAUGCACGGAUGCACCCUGGGUUUUCCCAGGAGCAAAGAACCUGAGCCACACAGAGGUUCUGCAGUUUUAGAGUGGAAUCUGUUUUCCGUCUGGUGGGUUUUUUUAGAGUGAAAUUUUGUCUGUAGGAUCUUAAUUAUAAAUGCUUCUCUAUUCUGCAGUAAAUCUCCUAACUGUGCAUUAUUCUUAUGUUGCAAAUUCUCUCAUGUUAUUCUAUCGUUGUCAAAGAUGUAAUACUACAAGACAGUGACACUACGACACCGAGACUAUAGCAGUCUAUACGCAAGAAAUUGUAUCCAGACUUCAAACUUUCAGUCUAUAGGAAAGCCAGUGACAUCAAUAGAACUGAGAAAUCACAUCUUACCAAAUCA